Physcomitrium patens is the source of this 5191-nucleotide messenger RNA. RefSeq lists its product as uncharacterized. Lineage: Eukaryota; Viridiplantae; Streptophyta; Bryopsida; Funariales; Funariaceae. The record is from RefSeq and is a predicted model, not a curated record. Gene Ontology annotation, biological process: nuclear-transcribed mRNA catabolic process, nonsense-mediated decay.
GGGAGCACUCGCAACAGAAAUUCGAGCUUCAGAUAGAGCCGUGGGUGACUGGCAGAAUGUUUUUUGACUUAAAGUGCGCACGGUUUUUUAAUGAGAGGCACCGGCUGUACUUUGUUGAAUGUUAGUUACCAUUUGAAGUGCUAGAGAAGGUUUUCUUGACCUAUUUUUUUCUAUUUUUUGGGGUUGAUGGGAGGUUAUGGUCUUGUAGGGAGGAGGGUUGGCGAGGUUAUCAGAUGUUGCUGGAAAAUUGUAUCGGGGUGUUAGGGUUUUUUUGGUUCUUCUGUAACGCAUGAAGAAAGAGCACCAUGAGUGUGCGGAUGCUGAGCCGCCCGGGUUCUUCAGCAGGCUCCGCGCAGGCAGCGCAUCAAGGUGGAAGUUCCUCUGGUGCCGUUCCGACCUCGCCUCCUGUUCUGCCUAAAUCUCCCUCAAUUUUUGUUUCUCCGUCUUGGUCACCGGGUUCUGGUCCAGCUUCAUCCCCUUCCGCGGGUCUUGCCUCUUCUCUUUCCGAUGGUGGUGUUUUUGGUGCCGAUUUCUCUGGAAACGAAUUCUCAGCAAUUGACAUCGCGGAUUUACGGGAUUCUGCACCAAAGAUUGUCCUGCCAGCCCCUUACGAGGACGAAGAUUUGACGGACUCUCACAAUGAGCAAAUAGUUGUAGUCGGUGUGAUAAGCAGGCUGGAGGAUGAAGCCUCACAACUUUUGGACCGCAUUCUUCUUGCUCAAAUUUUCUCUGGCAGAAAAUGUGCAAGUUCCUCGGAACGUAGAAAUUUUCAAGGGGUCCAGGAAACGGUGAGGAUCUCAAACCCUAAUUUCUCAGCGGCUGGAUGUGAUGAUGCAUCACGGAGUCCCAAUCCUCAAAGAAGUGAAACAGAGAGAGCGCCUUCACAUGAUAAUGGCUUCAUCAGAAAGAGAGGUUUGGUUAAAGGUAGAGGGAAAUCUGACGAAAGUAGUAGAAGUAGGGAUGGAAGCCAGAGGGACUUCAAUGCAGGUUUUAGAGAUGGGGACGCUCAAUCAAAUGCUUCUCAGAAGACGAUAGGUAAGACCGAGAGCAAGCCUACCGGUAAUGCGGUUGAAAGGGAUUGGUUAGAUGGAAAGAUAAAAAAUUACUACGAUCGAGAGAAAGGUAUAUUGUACGUUCAGUAUGUCUGGGGUUCUCUGCCCUGUGAUUGUUUGAAGGAAGAUAAUCGAGCUGGGGAGAAUCUGUCUGAGACAUUGGAGCGACAUGAAGCUGACAGUUUUCGCGGCUUACUAUUCAUGUUUUCUGUGUGUCAUAUACUCUUGAUUGUUCAAGAGGGAUCACGUUUUGAUCCUCGUUAUCUUCGGAUGUUUCGAACUUUGCAAACUGCAAAGCAUGCUCUUGCUCCUUUUGUCAAGUCUCAAGUGCUUCCAAAUGUCCUCCCUCAACCCACCAGCAGAUCUUCCUCGUCUUUCCGUGCAGGGGCCCCAUCCCGAGACACAGUCGGAAGGAGCGGGGUUGGGGUAACCACUGGCCGACAAAGCUCUUCAAAUGGGUCUCUGGGUGGUGCAGUUCCUGUUUUGUAUCCCGGACAGUGCACGCCUGUUGCUCUUUUUGUAUGUUUGGAAGAAUUCGUGGAAUCAACAUCUGGAGGUAAUAAACCUGGGUCCGCUAUUGAAGAUACAAUUAAUGGUUUAGCGAUUUCAAGCAUUUUGCAUAGCGGGCCAGGGACUUCUUUAUCUCCUGACAGUACUUACAGCAGACCGUCAAAGUCUUCGCAAUCGAGCUCAGGGUUGAGCAGGCCUGGAAGCAAGACUGAAGGAGGUGUUCGUAAGAAGAUGCAAGCAUCGCUUGAGACGCAGAUUAGGUUCCUUCUGAAAAAAUGUCGAACGCUUGCCAAUGUAGUAGGGGAAGGCGGUUCCUCUGGCUCUGGAGCAGCUGCUCUCCGAGGGCUUGGUGGUGGCGUGAAUACUUUUGGUGGAGCUACCAGUGGCGGUGCACUUUUUGCAUUGGAUCAAACCAGAGCUGCUGUUUUCGUAGAUAGAGUUUCUAAUCGACCAGGAGCUGGUCUUGAAGAAAUUUCUGGUGUACUUGCGAGUCAUAUGCGGAGCUCGGAAGGACUUUCCACUCAGACACUAAACCUUACAGAAUAUUCUGAGCCAGUGUUGGACGAUAUACAAGCCAUAAGGGAUUUUUUGUUGAGGCAUACAGAAAUUUUGAGAGGGAGGGGGGCCACAGCCAGUACCACAACAGGCAAUUCUGGCGGUGCUGGUAUGGUUGCUGCUGCAGCAGCUGCAGCUGCUGCAAGCGCAUCUGGAGGGGCCAACGGAGCCACAAAGCCCCUGCAUAUUCCACCUGAUCUCCCAACUGUGACUGUUUGGUUUUCUGCUUCUCAGAUUCUUGCAGAUGCUCUAACUUCAUCAUGGGAAAAUCGUGAAACUGUUAACACCGAACUUUCAGCUGUUGAGAAAAAUGAGAAUACGAAGGCCCAAGAGAGCUCUCCCCGCAAAAGUACUAGGAGGUACUCUCAAUCGUCCCAAAGCCUGACAAAUGCAAAUCCCUCCAGCGGGACAUCAAAUUUGUCAACUGUGGCUCGGCAGCGAGUAUAUUCUCUAGAUGGAGUUAUCUCCAUUCUAGACAGUGCGAUUGACAUUGAUCACAAGUUUUCCAAGAAGUGGUGCCAGAGAUCGCUUCCGAUCGCUCUAGAGGUUUACUUGAAAGACCUUCCGUCUACAUAUCCAACAGUUGUCCACAAUACUCACCUUCAGAAAGCCCUUGCUGUGUUCCAUAACAUGGCCAGAGGGCCAGCAGUGUCGUCGUUUGUUGAGAAGUUGAUUCCAAGUUGCGAAGCUAUUUGGCUUGCUGGACGGCAGCUGUGUGAUGCUGUAAGCCUCACAGGAAAUCCUUGUAGACAUCUUGUGCAUGACGUGGUAAAUGCAGAGGUAAAUCUCUUGGAAGUGUCCGAGGCUGGAGGAGAGACUUCGGAUAAAGUGCUCAAGAAGGAUAUGAAAGGAGGGGGUUCAUGCAAGCCACACUCAAGCGGUGUGGUGUUUCUUCAUGCUUGUGCAUGUGGUCGCUCUAGGAAGUUGAGGAAGGACCCCUUUGAUUUUGAGAGUGCAAAUGUGACAUUCUUUCAAUUUUCUGGUUGUGAGGACAUGUUACCUUCUCUGGCCUUGCCUGCUAGCAGUGGUGUGAAUCAUCUGGGUGGUUCAUCCUGGAGCCUUGUCCGUCUAGGGAGAGCACGCUACUACCAUCCCGGUCAUGGUUUGAUGCAAGUAGGGUUCAUUCCCGAAUAUAAGCAUUUGUCAGUGUGGGAUAUUGUGAUACUGUUUGAAAGCAGUUUUGCGACAGUUACCCUGCCAGCGAAAACAGACAACUCUCUGCAGCCCCACAAAGCAGGAAUAGAGCGUGACCAAUCUUAUCAUGCCCUUUUCAUACCUCAGAAUGGCUCAAUAGAUACUAAAAAUGAGGCUCAUGUAGAGCCGACUUUUUCUAGUAAAGUCACCGGAAACGGGUCAUUUAGUGAGAGCAAUAGGGUGGUUGCCAAUACCUCGACUUCUAGGAUGGACAAAAUUAAGAUGAACACGAGCUCCUCAUCAAAUGUCAAUUAUGGUGGCGAUUCUGCUUUUCCUCCCUUGCCACAAAAAGAGAAGAAGCUGCAGUCACUGCAGGCACCCCAAAAAUCUCUGAAACCUUCGUAUGUUGAGGAAAGACACGAUGCCGUGGAGGACACCCCUUCAGGGGUAAGGAAUGACACGUUAGAGCAUAACGUGGCGCAUACUAUGGCUUCUUUGAAAACCGAUGCAGAGGUAGAACAGUCUACCAAUGAUGCACACUUGUUUGACUUCGACCAAACAUCGAAUGUUCAGCGUGUUCAAGUAUAUAUUGGCUUUGAGCAUGAAUGCCCUCAUGGACACCGCUUUUUGCUAUCUGCUAACCAUGUUCAGAGUUUAGGAGUAUCUUACCCUCAACCUGAUAUUGUGGAAUCAGAGCAAAGUCCACAGAUACAUGUUAAAGAUGAACAACCUGUGACCACAGCUUUAACUCAUGGAGGCGCUGUUUUUGGUAAAAGGGCCGGAGUAGACUCAGAUGCUAUGAGAAUACUGAAAGGUUCUGGAGAUGGACAUGCACUAUUGGGGAUGGAUCUGCCCAUUUUUAUGCACUGUCCUCAUUGCAAGGCUUUGUCGAGCCGUGAGGAAAACGAGGAGGGCAUGGUUUAUGGGGGAUGUGUAUCUCAGCUUCAACGGAUAUUUUUGGUCACACCUCCGAUUCCCUUGAUACUUGCUACUCAAGCGGUUGUUCAAUUUGAGGAAUCAUUAUCAUUGAGCUCAUCGAAGUUGAACAAACAAGUUAUCUCCAAACCCGUGGUUCAUCCACAGCAGGCAGUUGAGCAAGAUCUCAAGUUUGAACCGGAAGUGGUGCUACCACCUGAUAGUUUCCUUGUGCUCCGUUUGCCAUUUGUUUAUCACACUGUUGAAACAAAUGGUAAGCGUAGGCCUCUGAGUUACAACAAAGAUGCACCAGAGCGUUCAGCUUGGCUUGUCAAGGGCACUGCACUUCGCCUGCUUGCAAGAGGAGCUGGAGCCAUGGAAGCACUUGCAUUGCAUUAAAAAAUCAGUGUUUGAACAGCAUGGGACUUCAACUAUCGUCAGGUGGUGCAUGACAAAGCCUUAAGAUAGUUGCCCUAUCAGAGGACUCUCGAAUGUCAUUCAUUCAAGCACUCGAUAUUCCAAAUGGCUUGUGAUUUGUUCUCUGGUGUAUAGUCAGGAUUGUAGGUGGCGAAUAUACCCGAUACUACUGAGGAUACCAAGAAGAGUGUAUCACGAUACUCGGAAAGGAGCUGGGGAGGCUGGCCUGGCUAGAAAUGUUGUCUUCAGUUAAAUUACUGGAGCUCUUCUGCCAAAAAAGUGUUGUGUGGAGCGGCUUCUUGUGUCAAUAACAUGAUCAUUCGCUCAGACAUGCAGGAUGUCAUAAUGACCUAAAGAAGUGGAGCCAGCAUCGAAAGGAGGGAUGGAGCUUACUUCAAUCCGUGUAGUUCUUUGGUAGAAUUGAAAACAUGAGUUAUGUUUACUAUCGGUAGCAUUGGAAUUAUUAGUUUAGAAUUUUAUAGAGAUCAAGGAGGCGCUUUAUGUUCAUUCACUCCUCGCACCGAAUUGGUUUACGAAUCCCUUUGCUUACUUAUGAACUUCGAGCAGGGGAAAUAAAUUUGUGAUUCUAAGUCUGUGCCAUCCAGCUA